AUGGACGAAGAUGAAAUUUUAAUAAUGUAUUACUUUUUGAAAAGAAGGAAAAUGAAGCAAGAAAUGAAAAGAAAGUACUGGGUACAUCCAAUGUUAAUGAAAAGAAUUCCAUUAGGAUUAUGUCAGAGUUAUAUAGAAGAAUUAAAAAGUGAUGAUGGAAAGUUUUAUGAGUAUUUAAGAAUGACUGUCUCCACCUUUGAUAGCCUACUGGCACGACUUGCAGACAAUCUUAGAAGAGAAAACACACAUUUCAGAAAUUGUAUAAGUGCCGAAGAAAGACUAGUGAUAACUUUAAGAUAUUUGGCGUCGGGAUGUUCGUUUAAACAACUGCAUUAUAAUUUUAGAGUGGGAAUGUCAACCAUCAGCAAAAUAAUCAAAGAAACGUGUUCUGUUAUUUGGAGCGUAUUAAGUGCAGAAUAUUUAAAGUUGCCCAAUACCGAAGAAGAAUGGAAAGCGAUCGCUGAAGCUUUUAAAACGAAAGCAAAUUUUCCUCAUUGCCUCGGUGCGCUGGACGGCAAGCACAUAAGGAUUACAAAGCCAAUAAAUAGUGGUUCUAUGUUCUUUAACAAUAAGGAUUAUUUUUCUUUUAUUUUAUUUGCAAUUGUUGAUUUAGAAUACCGUUUCAUUUACGUUAGUAUUGGUUCAUACGGAAAAGAGUGUGAUUCAUCUAUCCUAAAACAAUCCAAUUUUUGGAAGAAACUAAAUGAUGGUACUUUAAAUAUACCAAGACCCACGCCAUUACACGAAAAUAUGCAAGAAGAAAUACCAUAUGUAUUUGUUGGAGACGAAGCCUUUACAUUGUUAUGGCGGUACUCAUUUAGACAAUAA
Parnassius mnemosyne (clouded apollo) is the source of this 828-nucleotide messenger RNA. NCBI's taxonomy places the organism in Eukaryota, Metazoa, Arthropoda, Insecta, Lepidoptera, Papilionidae. The record is from the annotation of a GenBank genome assembly.